Messenger RNA from Aspergillus versicolor CBS 583.65, 814 nucleotides. RefSeq lists its product as uncharacterized. The transcript is spliced from 2 exons. The record is from RefSeq and is a predicted model, not a curated record. Bases 119 to 562 code for a protein of 147 amino acids. Lineage: Eukaryota; Fungi; Ascomycota; Eurotiomycetes; Eurotiales; Aspergillaceae.
AUCAAAGGCCCAUGCAACUUUGGGUACGGGAGGAGAGUUGUAGUCAACUAGUCAAGCUGGCGAGGGCCCGCGGGGCGCCCAGGUACCUGAGAUAGUGUCCGAUAGACGUCCUUCUUGAAUGUUCUUUUGCGACAAGUCAAACCUUCUCCAGCUUCUCUUCCCCUGUUCCUUUCCCUCUGUCCCCUCCUGCUCGCUUUUCCACCAAUUGCUGCAGCGCCCAAGUUUGCUUAUUCUGUCUAUUUUUCCCAGUGUGUAUUUAUUUAGCUGUCAUCUGCCAAUCGAGCCCGAUCGUGUGCUCCAUCGCCUCGCUCACAUCAGUGGUUCCCGGAGGUGGUCCUGGCAGGCUGGAGGAGCCAGGAUUCCACUUAGCGCCCUCAUCCAUCACAAAGCUUUCCACCAUCCCCUCGACUUGUCACCGUCUUUUUUCCUCCUCGACCUCUGUUUGCUGCUUGAUUGCACUGCGAUCACUUCCAGCUUGUUCCUUCAUUCUGUGAAUUCUAACCAGCUUCUGUACAUCGCAAAACUUGCCAUCACCCUCCUCCCCAGCAAUAAUGGCGGAUAACGUGUCUGCUUCUACUCCGGUCUCCCAUCAACCACAAGCUUCGACUGCUGGCUCGAAUCAACAGUACGAUGCGCCCCAGGGAAAUGGCCAAACCAACCCCUCCCACAUGCCGCCGCCUCCUCGCCCGCCCGUGAUUAUCCCCCAGAACACCAACCCUAUUCCGACCGCUAUUACCUCUCCGAUGUCUGGAGGUAUGGUGUCCCCGACCAGCGCCGGCGGAUAUGUGCGUCGUGCUGCCCCUGAACCAAACAA